AUGUACAAUAAAUUUGCAGAGACAAAUCAAUCUAAACCUUUCUUCAUUCGUAUUCAUCCACUCAGUCCAUUAUCAAACACACACCUGACAAAUAAAAACUUCAUUUGCAAACAUCAUAAUGGAUUAGAUCCAGAACUUCGUGAUCUUGUCUGUAUAUUUUAUUUAUGUUUACGUGGAAUGGAUACGAUAGAAGAUGACAUGACUUUACCUAUUGAACCAAAAGCACCGUUGUUGAGAUCUUUUUAUAAUAUCAGUGAGAAAGGUUGA
Messenger RNA from Cetraspora pellucida, 267 nucleotides. The record is from the annotation of a GenBank genome assembly. NCBI's taxonomy places the organism in Eukaryota, Fungi, Glomeromycota, Glomeromycetes, Diversisporales, Gigasporaceae.